UAUUUGUUUUGGAUUUGUGCACAGUGUUGUUCGUUACGAGUGUUUUGAUUUUACGAAAUAUUUUAACUUUGAAACAAUGGCCGGACUGAGUGAAUUUGAGGCAUUAGAAGAGGAAGUGAAGGAGCUCCUUGAAAAUUACAAGUACAAGAAACCUACAGCUUACGAACCAUGCACACUUAAAAAUAUCAAUGAAUGUCUGAUCGGACUUCGGGAAGAAUUUGAUCUUUUCAACAUAAAUUACACUUUUAAUCCGUAUUUGGACAUUGAAGAUGGUACUUUAAGUCCUGAAGCAUUAGUGAAGCUAGUAAACUCUGUGUGGACCUUGCUGCAGUACCACAAAAACAGCACACAGAAAGCAGAAAGACUAUCUGAAGAAAACCAUAUUUUGGAUCACAACAACAAGCAACUAAAUGCAGCAAUAUCUAGACUGAAAGAAAAAGUAAGCCUUGAAAAGAAUGAAUCAAGGGCUUGUGUGGCAUCUGCACAGAGGAUAUCAGAUCAGUCUGACGAGGUGCUGGUGGCCCUCACAGAGACUAGGGCUAAGCUCACACAAAUAACAAAACAGAAGAAUACCAUGGAAAAGAGCUUGAAAAAUGAAAUAUCAAGACUUAAAAGGGACAAUGAAAAGCUACAAGACAAGUUACGGUGCAAAGCAGGCACCUAUACUCCCUGCACGGACAUGUGUGACUCUACUCUCACUCAGGUGAAAGAGCGAGAGAGAAAACAAAGACAGGUCAUCAGCAAACUGCAGGAGAAUAACCAGCAGCUCAUUCGGGAAGUCAUUGCUUUGAAGGAAGAAAUCAUCCUCUCGGGACUGACUGACUACAAACCCCAUGGGAAAAAAUAAUCACUAUGAAGAAUGAAAUGGACACAAGUCAGUAUUAAUUUAUUUAAUAAGUUUAAUGACUAUGAAGUUGUGUGUUUUUGCUAAAACUAAAUAAGCAUAUUGACCUAUUUAGUGAUGUUGUCACUGUUUGAUCUAGCACUUGAAAUAUUUAAUUGAAUGGACUAGGAAUGCUAAAUGACAUUGACAAUUCCUACUAAAAUUAAAUUA
This is a messenger RNA of Plutella xylostella (diamondback moth), 1054 nucleotides long. RefSeq lists its product as uncharacterized. The record is from RefSeq and is a predicted model, not a curated record. NCBI's taxonomy places the organism in Eukaryota, Metazoa, Arthropoda, Insecta, Lepidoptera, Plutellidae.